AUUUUGUAGUACUUUUUGACGAAAACAAAUUAAAAUUAAUGUGUUUUAAUUGAAUAACCUCAGUCAAAGAGUGUCAAAAUGCGCGCCAGCUGGAAAAACUGGUGCCGUGUUUGCGCGAGUGAAGCAGCCGCAUUGAAGCUUGAAGCGGUGGACGUUAUAAAUACCAUCAUUUUACCUACAUUACACGUUUCGAUAAGUGAUAUAAGCAAGGAUGCAUUAUCAAUAUGUGAAGAAUGUUGCAAGUUCGUUAACAAAUUGGAACGGUUCAAGGAACGAUGUGAAGAAACAGACCGCUUGUUUAUAUACCUAUCCAACUUCAACAGCAUCGAGAUGAGCACACGGGAGCUUAAAACAAUUCGUAGACGAUAUCUGGGGUUAUUUGAUUUAGGCGAUGGGGCGGAAUCUAAUGAAGAAGAGAUUGAGUCUGACGCUCAACAUCUGACAACUGCUAUCGAAGGGGUCAUGCUCAACGAAGGAAACACGAAAGCAAACAAUCCUGAUUAUCCGGAGGAGGACACCUUCGUAGAAUUUAAGGUGGAACAGCUAGAAACAUCCACCAUUAACAUCGCUCCGGAGCGUACUGCUUCCGAUACGGAGCAGUGGGAACCGAACGAGAUCGAAUAUGAGGAGGAUCGUUCGGCCGAUAACAGUGACCCACCAUCCCGUGAUGAGAAAUUGGAAGAAGUGGAAGCCAUCGCAACGGAAUCAACAGCAGAAGAUCAAACAUCUGGCGAUGACCUUGACAAAAACUCCUCUAAAUCUUCAGAUACCUUGUCGACAGUGCGAAGAAAAGAGAAGAGAAAACUGACCGAAUUUCAAUGUGGGAUUUGUUUGAAAAAGUUCAGCUCACGCGACUUAUUGAAGAAACACGAAGAUUCGCAUUUUCCGAAACAUAAUUUUUAUUUUCCAGAUAAUGAAUUUACGUGUCCUAUUUGUGAUAAAAAGUUUCGACGAGCUAUUAACGUAAAGGCCCAUGUACGACUGGUCCAUGAUGGCAUUAAACCGUUCAUUUGUGAAGAAUGCGGCAGGGCUUUCGGUUCGAAGGGCGCUUUAAAAGAACAUUACGUAGUGCACUCUGACGAUCGACCAUUUAAAUGUCCCCAUUGCCCGAUGACAUUCAAAAAUCAGUCUCGGUUAAAGACUCACGAGGAUGUCCACAAUGAAACCCAUUACAUCUGUCCAUAUUGCGGGCUACAGCUGAAAACGAAACGUACUCUCAAUAUGCAUAUGCUCGUGCACUCGGACCAGAAGAACCACAGAUGCCAGUACUGCGGGAAAGAGUACAAGCGAUCGAAGGCCCUGAAAACUCACCUGAUAUUGCACACCGGGCUGCGGCCGUAUCAGUGCCCGUUCUGUGACCGGACGUUCACGAACGGAUCAAACUGUCGUAGUCAUAAGAAAAAGUUUCAUCCUCUCGAGCUGGCCGCUCUGGAAGCGGGGGGUGGUCAAAAGCCUGCCUCGAAUAUUCCCAAAUUAGAAAAUCUUCAGCCAAAGUCACAAAACAACACGGAAGAACCUGAGCUUAAAGUGGAAGUGGUUGAACUAGCACCCAUCGUGGAAACCAAUAAUGCGAAAGAGGGUACUACUAUUCUGAAUACAAGCUUAAGACUUAAGUCAAAGAAAAGAGCGAGGUAUGUUAUAGCUUUGACGAACAUGCCAACUAGUUGAAAAUCAACCAAAAGACAUGAUUUAAAUCAUUUGAGCUUCUCGGAACCCAGAUUUUACCCAUCGAUCCUAUCUUGUGUCGAUUUGCGUCAGCAAAUCAUCGUUGUCAUGUUCAUAAGUUUGGUUCAUUUAGAACUGGGGCACUUUGAAUGAUAGUGGAGCCCCCCGUGGACAAAAAUGUAAAACUUUUACAGCGUUUUGGUUAUUUGGUCAAAUUUUCGUGCAAUUUAGUUAUUCCUGCUCCAAGAUUUUCGAUAUGCAAGAGGAGAAGCGAAAACUAAUUGUGCCCAACUAUCUGCAGAAUCCAUCAGUGUCAUCUCUGUAGCUGGCAAAACGGUUAAGUUUGCUAAGUCGACCGUUGCGCGAGUGAUUAAAAAGAACAAGAAAACACAGACGAGUGCCCGUAAGGUGCAAUCUAAGCGAUGGAAUGGAACCGUGAAUCGUCAAUAGCGAUUUAUAUUGGUAUAAAAGAUACACGCAAUACAAAGUGCCCCAUUUCUAAAUCAACCAAGCCUUAGAUUGCUCAUAUCGAGCAGUUGUACGCAACUUAUAGUUAAGGCAAUUAAGUUCAAAUUUGUGUUUUCACAAGCAAUAUUAUAAUCAGGUUUCUUUUGGAACAUGCUAGUUCAUUCAAAGUGUGCCGUCAGUUUUGACCUAUAGUAAUUCAAUCCAAAUUUAUUUUGGCCCAAUUUGUUAUUCAUCACCGUGUUCUAUUUCAUUAUGAAUCUUAAAACUUUGAGUCAUAACUCUAACUUACAGGUAUGAUAGAACAUUUAAAACUCUUUCAUUGUUAAGCAUAGUUUUCAUACUUUUGUGUCUAUUCAUUGAUAAAAAUAGGAGAAUCGAAUGAAGGUUAUCAUGUAUCAUGUUAGCUCAUGUGGAUAUACAAGUCUGCGUAAUGAUUUCCGGAAAAGUUUGUGUG
This is a messenger RNA of Anopheles coustani, 2587 nucleotides long. Its product is annotated as zinc finger protein weckle-like. Gene Ontology annotation, cellular component: nucleus. Gene Ontology annotation, biological process: regulation of DNA-templated transcription. Lineage: Eukaryota; Metazoa; Arthropoda; Insecta; Diptera; Culicidae. The record is from RefSeq and is a predicted model, not a curated record. The transcript is spliced from 6 exons. Gene Ontology annotation, molecular function: DNA-binding transcription factor activity, RNA polymerase II-specific; RNA polymerase II cis-regulatory region sequence-specific DNA binding; zinc ion binding. Bases 79 to 1668 code for a protein of 529 amino acids.